AUGGAAUCAUCAUUUGAAGCAUCAAAAAGUUUAAAUGAAAAUAGGGAUGAUAUAGAAUUAAUACCUACACAAUCACAAGGAUCACCAUCAUUAUCUUCGUCAAGCACUAUAACAUCAACUAGUAGACUUGGAUCAAACCAAGUUUUAAUUCGUAUUUACUUUAUUGAUGACACACACAAAACACUAUCGAUUGACCCAAAUAAUACAACUGGUGAUCAAUUAUGGGAAAUGGUUUCAGAGAAAUUAGGUAUAAAUAAUAGAGAUUCAGAAUGUUUUUUUGUUUGGGCUCAAAAUGAUGAAAUUGAAUGGUUAUUAUUUAAUCACCAAAAUAUAUCAGAAGUUAUUAAAAAUUGGGGAAUUUUAAAAAAAAGAUAUUGUAAUACAGAGGAAAAUUCGCCAUCAUCGUCAACAUCAUCACCAAUUUUAAGUGGAUUAUCAAGUAUUAGAGGUAAAAAGAGUAAUGCAAGUUCAACAUCAAAUGCGAAUGAUGGUAGUGGUAGUGGUAGUGGUAGUGGUAGUGGUAGUGGAAGUGGAAGUGGAACAUCAACACCAAAUAGUCCAAAAGGUGGAUUAUCAGGAUUUUUAACAUUAGGUAGAAAGAAUAAAGCUCAAUCACCACAAUUACAAUCACAAUCAUCAUCACUUUCAACAACGAUUGCAAGUGAACAUGCAUCUAAAUUAAGAUCAUCAUUCCCAACACUUGGAGAGGAAGGACAAUUUAGAUUAGUUUAUAGACCAACAAGUGUACUACCUUUAGAAUUAGAAAGAUCGAUCAAUACAGCCGAAGCAACACAUUUAUUCUACAUUCAAGCCAUUCAUAAUGUAAUCAAUAGUAAUUAUCCAUGUGAAGAGGAUGUAGCAUUGAAAUUGGCGUCUAUUCAAUUACAAGUAUUGGUAGGUGACCAAAAAAUGGAACAUCAAGAUCACUUUAAAGAAUCGAUUUCACGUUAUAUACCAUCACAUCUAUUGAGUAAACGUAAGGCAGAGGAAUGGGAACAGCUAGUGAUACCACAACAUUCAUUGUUACGUGGAUCCGAUUCACUUCAAUUGAAACGUGCAUACCUUGAAACUUGCCAAAGAUGGGCAUACUAUGGUUCAACAUUUUUCAAAGCUAAAUAUAUUCCUGCCAAUACUUCAUUUUUCACACAAGAAUUUCAAGGUAAAGUUUCAAUAGGUAUCAAUGGUAAUGGUUUCCAUAUCAUAGAUCCAAAGGAAAUGAAAAUGGUCUCCUAUAGCUAUCGUGAUAUCAUUGCUUGGGAUAGUACUUCAAACUCUUUUACAAUCAAAUUUAAAAUUGGUCAAGAUAAAAAAUUUGAAACAAAACCUUACAUUUUCAAAACACCACAAGGUGAAUUAAUAAAUGAUUUAAUCUCUGAUUGGAGUGAAGAAUGGGAAUCAAAAGAAAAGAAAAAUAAUAAAGAUUCAAAAAAGAAAUAA
Molecule: messenger RNA, 1437 nt
Organism: Dictyostelium discoideum AX4
Lineage: Eukaryota; Evosea; Eumycetozoa; Dictyosteliales; Dictyosteliaceae
Gene: frmB
Product: Band 4.1 domain-containing protein
Exons: 2
Coding region: 1-1437 (478 amino acids)
Source: RefSeq, a predicted model, not a curated record